GGAUCUUUCUCACCUCCCCGCCGCUUUCCGGACGCAUCGGUGAAUGCUGUGUGAAGCACAGGAAGCCGACUGGAAAGGAUUCUCAGCGAAACGAGGCGAUCGAGAGGUCUCUCUGCGCAGCGGAGAAAAGAGAAAGGGGGAUGCUGACCAGCAUCUUGGUGCCGCAUCUGCCACCGCCGCCACCUGCCUUCUUGGCGCGCGCUCCCAUCCCCUCUCCAUCUCUCGCCACAUCCCCUCAUACUAUCCAUCACGCGUGCACAAGGCGGCGGCUCCGCUCUCCCUUUGUCCGUCAGCGGCACCCAUCUCGGCUUGAUGCGGUGUCGGGCCCUGUGCUGCUGCCGCCAAACUUCUGGCUGCUGGAGCUGAUUGGUCUGUUGGUGCCUUUCAUCGUGGCUGUGCUGCCCGCGCUGGAGUACGAGAUCAGGACGGGUUUGUUUCCCGUGCAGAAGGACUUUGGUGUGGACUUCUCGCGGCAAGAGGUCAAGGAGGUGACGCUGAGUGAGCUGUCGGACAUUAUAGAGAUCAGCAAGAAGGAAGACAAAGGUGAGCAGGGACCCAUUCGCAACGGCCACAUGCACACCAUGGAUGGCCUGUGUGUCCUCUGUGUGUGUGCGUGAAUGAAUGUCUGCAGAUCGUGUGGGCAGCUCUUUCCUGCGGCUGCUGUACAUCUCUUCUUAUUUCUGGUUCUUCUGGAUAAGGACGAUCUUCCCCUUCGGCAACGACCACAAGCUCCUGUGUGUCGUCGCCCCGGCAGUCGACCCCCCGCCUAACCAAUCCACCGCAGACGAUACCUCCACAAAAGAAAAGACCACUGACAACAGCUACUGGUUCGGCCGUGCGUCAUCCGAGCGGCCCGUUGCGAGAAAGGCAGCCGGCGAGGCGGCAGCCGAGGAUGAGCAGCAGCAGCCAGUGAGCGCAGCCGUGGCCACCGAUCAACUGACCAGCGAUCGGGCGCUCUCUCUCGCGUUGCCCUUCCCCGCCCCCCUUCCCUCCCACUUGGCCUCGCUGCUGCGGCAGGGCGGCGUCAUGUCCUCCCUCAGCCCAUCGUCUCGAAGGCGGCUGAAGCUCGACCAAGACGGCAGGCGUGUCGACACAAGCCGGCGGAAAAAGGACAAGGAAGGCCCUGCGGACAGGGAGGCGGCGAUUAAGGAGCGGCAUCGGGUGUUGGGUUUUGCUGAGCUGCUGAUGCAUCCCUUUUCUGGCCGGAUGCCCGACUGGGUGCCCGUGCCGAUGGUCCUGAAGCAGGCGCGGUUCGUCAUGUCCUCGGCCCUCGCCGUCCUGCUGCCCUUCGUCUCGCAGCCGGAGCCCCUCCACCCCUACAUCUGCAACCUGCUGGUGCGUCCUGAGUGCCGCAGGAAGGGCGUCGGCUCGCGGCUCGUCAAGGGAUGCGAGAAGAUGGCCGCGGCAUUCGGCAGCAACAGCACCACUACUACCAGCACCACCACCAGCAGUGGUGAUGGUGAUUGUGCGCUGUCGCGUGUUGGUGUUCGUAACGACGUGAUAGGUUUGCAUGCGGAGGAAGACAACGAGAGUGCCAUCCAGCUGUACCUGAAGCUGCGGUACCGCAUUGUGGAGAAGGUCGAGUGGAAGGAGAGCAAACUCAAGGUCGUCUACAUGAUGAAGGACCUCUGAGGGUGUGUAUAAUGGGACGGACCCGCGACACCCACGUGUGACACACAGACAGAGGCAGAUUAAGUGAGGUGGUGAGCGUGUUUGUGUGUGUAAG
Vitrella brassicaformis is the source of this 1726-nucleotide messenger RNA. Lineage: Eukaryota; Vitrellaceae. The record is from the annotation of a GenBank genome assembly.